Molecule: messenger RNA, 2193 nt
Organism: Saccharomyces eubayanus
Lineage: Eukaryota; Fungi; Ascomycota; Saccharomycetes; Saccharomycetales; Saccharomycetaceae
Gene: MAK10
Product: Mak10p
Exons: 1
Coding region: 1-2193 (730 amino acids)
Biological process (GO): N-terminal peptidyl-methionine acetylation
Cellular component (GO): NatC complex
Source: RefSeq, a predicted model, not a curated record
AUGGAAGUAGAUAGGAUAUUGGGUUCCCUGAGCAUAACCGAUGAUUUCGAUCAAUUGGUUGACGUGACAUGCUUUUUCGAUGAAUUGUGCUCUAAAUUAAAGCCGGAAACUAUUGUAAAGGACCCUCGGUUCGAUUUAUUUGAAGGCACGCACUCUUUGGAAGCUGAUAACUCCAAGCUGGACUCCAGCCUAAUAGAAUUAACUGACGAAGAACUAGAAUUCGAUUUGAAUGUCGCGCAUGAAUCACCAUUGUCAAGUGUGACAGCUAUAGCGGAUAGAUUGCUUAGAUGUGUUAUCUCAUGGUUAAACGAGUAUCAAACCUUACCCACAACUGUAUUGAGUUGUAGAUAUACGGAAUGCUUGUUAUCAUCACUGAUAAAGGGAACAAGUUCGGGUCCAUUUUGGAAUACAGGGGACGCUCUGUAUGAUGAAGUACUUGGGAGCUGUGUGCUUGGGGUUUGUUACUUGGCCAAAUUUGUACACAGGCUAUUAAGCGCUGGCAUUGUUUUUGAAGAGGAGGAUUUGAAUUUCAACAGCAUGGGGUUGAACGCUUUCAAUAAUCUGCCAGAUCAAGAUGUUGUCAUUAAAAGUCUCAUAAACAGCCUCCAACUAUUGGAGACAUACUCGGACGAAAGCUUACACUUGGUUAUGUUGAAGCAUACAUUAAAGAUCACACUUUGCUUAGUCCAUUUAGAAGACCAUUUGACAAACUAUUCCACAGAAACAAUGCAUUUGGAUGAGUUAAUCGAAAACGCUAAUUCCGUCAAUAGCAUACUUCCCCAAUUACAGUUGUCUCCACCAAGUGGUUCAUUCUCUACAUAUAUACAGAAACACAGAUCUAAUCAAUUUCCCCCAAGACAAAUCACGGAACCGCCCACAGAUUACGGCGGUUUCAUUAUUCUGGCAGAAGAUAUCAAAACAGUGCUUCUUGUUAACGAAGCUAAGUCUGCGUUAGAAACUUAUCAAUUUGCUAAUAUCUUUAAUAAGUUGAAACAAAGACAUGUUAUUGCAAGGAUCUUGUUCCCGUUAAUUUUCAUCAGAGACGACAGAACCAUUUUGGGUAAAUUUUCCUUCACUGACUUUUACUCUUUACAUAUUAAAGAAUUUUCAGCGCAAACCCCUUCUGAACCUUCAUCCGCCCUAGGCGGCGAACUCAUUCAAGAAAGUUCCAAUAUCCUUUUGGAAUGGUACCAAAAUUCCUCCCAAAACACGUGUAGAUAUAGACAGGGGUUCAACCGUCAACUAAUACUAUGGGAUUCUCUUCAAGCCCAGUUUGAAAGCGUCAGUUCAAAAAUUCAUUGUUUCUGGACGUAUUUCAUGAAAUUAUCAAUCAUGAUCGAGUUUUCCCUAAAGGGGUUUGACUUGGAAAUUUAUAAGCCUUUUGAAGCCUAUUCUAUGUUUUGGUAUGUCUACUACUUAAGUAGCCAUUUGGUGGACUUACUAAAUGAGUGUCAGAAAGAAAUCGAGUCAAAUAUUAGUGCGAUCCACUCUAUGAACAAAAAAAUAAAGAAAUUAAAAGCAGGGGAGAAGAAGGACCAAUUAAGAUUCAAGUAUAGGUUCGCUAUGGAUAAUGAAAUGGACCAAUUACAGACCACUAAACAAUUCCUGAAUUAUCUUUUGAAAGAAGCUAAUAUCACCAAGUCAUUAUGCUUGAUAGAGGUCUUCCAAUUUGGGAUUUUAAAGUCAUUUCAUGUAAUCGACAAUAAAAACGACACCCCCUUGAAGUUUUCUGACGAAAGGUUAAUCCAUGAGUUGAGAUUCAAACCGUUUAAUUCGAUAGGUGUUCCAGAGUUGCCAGAACAUGAAGCCUUUCAGAAGUCUUUGAAAGAUUUUACUAUCGAUCGAGAGGAACCUUCAUUUGAUACGAGAUUGAAGGCCCUUUCAUCCUUUAUAGAAGAAGAGGUGCAAAAUGUCAACAAGUCUAUUGAUGAGAUAAUCUCAUGCAUCAAGGCGGGAGAUAACAACGGUGUGUUAGUGACGGGGACAAGAUUGGUUCAAGAGUUAUCCGUUGAGUACUAUUCCAAAUUAAAGCUUACUUCUAAGGCUAUCGCAAUCAACUCGAAAGUUAUUAUGAGUACCUUGAAAAAGGACACUGAUCACAAGGAUUACAAGGUGGAAUUAGUACAUGCAACUAAAGGUUGGAAUUACUACCCUAUACAAACUUUAAGGGUAAAGGAAAACCGCCGCAAAUGA